This is a messenger RNA of Tetrahymena thermophila SB210, 3924 nucleotides long. RefSeq lists its product as hypothetical. The transcript has a single exon. The record is from RefSeq and is a predicted model, not a curated record. Lineage: Eukaryota; Ciliophora; Oligohymenophorea; Hymenostomatida; Tetrahymenidae.
AUGAAGACAUCUGUACUUUAGUCAAAGGAUAUAAAUACACUUUCUAAUAACAUACCGCAGCUACCUCCUAAAAAUCCAAAUACCUUCAAAAAGUAGACAGGAGGAGGAAGUGGAACUAAUAAAUUUAUUUUAUAAGAAGAUAAAAAAAAGAAUCGUGAAAACACUUAUUCAGUUAACUUAAUUCCUACUUCAAAUUCUAGAAAUGGGCAGUACCCACAUGAAAUGUAUUCGAACUAAAAUUUAACAACAAUACCAUCAUCAACUAAAUAGAAAGGAAGUCAUAAGAAAAAGAGAAGUGUUAGUAAAUCUUCAAAAGCGAGAGCUACAUCUCCUGUUCCAUUUAGUUCAUUUAAUAUAGGUUCUUAGGCAGAUGCUAAUAACACUUUACAACAAAUAGGUAGCAUCAAUAAUAAUAAUUCAUUAAUUUUAAAGCGAAGUCUUGUUAACUCAUUAAAAAGUAACUCAAAUAAUUAAUUGAAUCUUUAAAUUAGCUUGAGUUAAAGCAAUAAUGGUAAUAGCUCUCCUCUCAUUAAGACAACAACCUCUAAUUAAUUAAACAACGUCAAAGGCAAUAAUUCGCCUUACGAAGGUACCAAUAAAAGCUAAGGCUUGAAAACAAACAAAACAGCUAGUAAUUUUAAAAUAUCUAAGAGCAUUAAUGGAGGUUAAAGGAAAAAGAGCUUAAUUAGCUUGGAAUAAUCACAAUCAAUUAAUUAGAAUGUUACACAAGAAUUAAAUAAUUCAAACAACUAUGGUCUCAAACCUUAGGCCUCUAUCAGAAUAAGAAGCGGAAAGAUAUUGAAUAGCUCUAUAGUUGGAACCUCCUCUUAAAACUAAAAUUCAAGCAACAAGCUUGUAAAUCAGCUCAGUGAAUUAAGUUCUCUUUAAAAUAGCUAAUAAAAGACUGGCGAAAGAAUUGUUGAUAGGAAUGAAAGAAGUGUCAAUAUUUUCAGAGUAGAAGAAGAAGGUUAAGAAAAUAUAAAUUCUAUUCAAUACACUCAAUUCAACUACAAUUACAAUGAUGAUCAAGAUGAGAACUAUAAUCUCUUCGAUAAUUACAAUAACUCUUCUGCUGCUCUUAACAGUAUUUAAAAUACACAAGGUAGUCUUAACAAACUUAAUUUCACCAACUAGUUGCACCCUACAUAAAGGCAGAACAAUAAUACUGAAGUUAUUCAAGGAAGCAGACUGGGAGAUGAUCUUCCUAACAGCAGGAAUAAAAAAAUUCGCUCUAACUCUUCAAAAAGAAGGUCAACCUUUUCUAAUUCUUUAAGUAUGAGUAGCAAUAACAAUAACAAUAGGAAGGGUACAUUGAUCUUAAAAAAUGGUGAAGUGUAAAGGGGAGAUGAUUAUGUUAAUGCAGAAAACACAAUAAGUAUUAAGCCUCAAUAGAAUAAUAUUCUUAGAUUGUAAUUUAAUACAAAAAAGCAUAACUGGAGAGAUCUGCUUAGAAGCUAUUUAUAAUAAACUCAAUAUGUAGAAAUUCAUUUGUCUUUUCAUGACAUUAUUGUUGAGAUUUAUGAUGGUCUUAUUUUUAAUAAUCAAAUGAGAUGUUUAAAAUAUCUUAACUUAAAUUUCAAGGAGAACAAAUAUUUCAAUGAUUAAUCACUUCUAUUUUUAAGCGCUAUUAAGUUAUCUUAGCUAGAAAGAGUUAAGAUUAAUUUAGUUUCCACUAAUUGCUCUAGAAUAGGAGCAAAUUUCUUGCUGUUUGAUUUCAACUAUGUUCCUCAUGUGGAAAUUAUUGUGGGAGACAUCUCCCAUGAAAAAGUUCACAGAUACACUCAUGAAGAGAAAUACAUAGCAAUUGAUUUCUCUGACCAAAAAACGAUUAGCAGAUCAGAAAUUUUAAGUUUAUCUGAUUCUGUUUUUAAGUCAAACCACAAAUUCCUUUCAGUUAUACUUGACGGUGUAACAGAUCUAAAUGAAGAAAAACUCAAAAUACUAGGGAGAUGCAUCUAAGAAGUAGUUGAGUUGCAUAUUUCAUUUUAAAACUGCAAUAUGACAUUAGACGAUUUAACAUAAUUUAUUGAUGGACUCACAUAUAUAAAUACUCGUUCAGCAAUAAAUGUUAUUCCUACAAACCAAUUAUCUUAAAAUUCAACAAAAAAUUAAUAAUUACAAUAAGACCCAGAUAAAAUUAUUUAUGAUGAAAACGAUGAAGAUAUUUUGGCUAGCAAGCCAAUAAGUUUUUUUAUUAAAAAAGGAAUAAAUACUAAUUAAAAAAAUAAUAAUAAUUAAACAAAUAUUUCUAUGGAAUAAACUAAACAGGAAAAUGAAAUAAUCUAAAAGCUAUCGAUAGAUUUCAGAUCUAACAAGCAAGAAAUAAAUUAAAAAUUCAUGAAGAUAUUUAGGAGAUUCACAUCUGCAAACACUUUAAAAUUGUUUGUUGAUAUAGACAAAUAAGUAAAACUCUAAUUUGAUAAAUAAAUUUAAGCUUUUUGUUUGGGUGAAACAAUAAAAGACUAUUUUAAUUGCAUUCAAAUAGCUGUUUCAUAAAGCUAAAUUAUCUACUACCAUGAUAAGAAUACCAAGUCUAUAAAAAUAAAUGCAUCUAACUGUGGAAUAUCUGCAUAUCAAUUAGUCGAUAUAUAGAGGUCUUUAAAUUUCUUGGAAGACAUUACAGAUAUGGAGUUAGAUCUAAGUGGCAAUUGGCAAAUAUCUUACAACGACAUUAAAAAAAUGUUUGAUAAGUUGGUUUAUUUUGAUAGACUAAAGCGUAUUAGGUUAAACAUAAAAAGCAUCUACAUUUACGAAGUCGAAUUUAUCACUCUUUACUUCCUUGUAAAAAGAAUACCAGACAUGGAAAUUCUUCAUGAUUUUGAGAAAUCUAGACUUUUAGAUCUGACGAGCGAGUAGCUUAAACUUAAUUUCAAAGGUCCCUUCAGAAGGAGUAAAAUCAAUAACAUACUUGAUAUGCAAAAUUUUUGUCUCGCUCUUGACAAUUGCCCACUUUUAAACCUCAAAGAUAUUCAAAUGAAAUUUUUCUUCAAUUAUGGCUUAAGAGGAGACUCUCUCUUGCGUCUUUGUUAAAGUUUAGGAAGAUUCCCUAGAAUAGAAAAAUUAGAUUUAAAUUUCAAUUCAUGCUUCUUAACAUUUAACGACAUUGUCUUCUUCUGUAAUGGUUUGAAUAAUAUUGACAUUACUCUCAAAUAGCUGAGAUUAACUUUUACCAAUAACGAGUAUAUUACUUCAAACAGUCUCAUAAAGUUAGCCAAAGCUCUUUAAAGGUUCCCUAUCUUAGAUUAGCUUGACAUAAUAUGCGAGUCACAUGAGUUGCACCUAAACCCAACAAUAAACUCCUAUUAGCAUAUUUUUAAUAAAUUCAAUACUAAAACAGCAGUAUCUCGUAGAAAUCCUAGACAAAAGCUUUAAGUAUAAAGAGUGAUACCAAAAAUUUAUUAAGUGCUAGCUCAUGAUGUAGAAUUUGGCUAUCAACCAAUGUAAGACCUCUCAAAAUAUAUGAAAUAGUGCUAGAAUUAGUAUUUCUCUUAAUUUGAGAUCCCAUUUUAGAUUGAAGACAUCCCAUCACCUUUGGAUGAAAAUGCCAAUUUGAUUCCCUAACCUAGCAUCUAAUCUGAGAAUUCUAUCUCUGAAAAACCUCCAAUACUCCCUGCAUUGCUUUAAAUUGAUGAUGUUGAACCACCAAAGAGAAGCAAAGUAGUUAAAAGCACAGAAUUAAAUUGGAUUUCUCUAUAAUUCAUGGAAGGAGUUCUUUAUACUGACUUUGAACUAAUGAAUCUAGGAUAUUCUCUUGCACUAUAAGAAACUAUAAAUCAUAUAAUCACAGUACCAUAAAAACCAAUAUUAGAAAAAAUCUUCAACGAAAUUAAAACUGCUCGUUUGGCAGGAAUAUUAUUCUCAAUAUUAGUCACUCCAGAAAUGUUAUUUGACCCCAUAUAAAUAUUCUGCGAUCUUUAUCUAUGA